AUGCUUGUUCCCAAGAUUGUGAAAGGAUGCAGCUUGAGCCAAGAUGCUGGGACGUACUGUUUGAGCCAGGUGGUCAAGCCUUGGGACAUGACAAUAUUUGAAGGAUCAAUGUUGCAGUCUAAGGAGGCAGAACCGAUUGGUGUCCCAAGGAACAUUGAACCUUCAAAAUUCACAGGUGCAUCUAUGCCAGAGGCAUCAGGGACACCUGAAGGACAGAAAAUCUCACAUUUGGUAUCAGAAACAAUCAGGUCAGAAUCUCCUACAAAGUCUGCUGAUCCCCUGUCAUUGCCUGUAGCUGAAUCUGAUUUAACAGCAGGUCACUUUCAAACAGAAACUACAGAGCUUACAAGUAGAUCAGAAAAUGAACAAGAAUACUCUAGAUUGCAUGCUUCCAAUGUGAGAGGUAGAUAUAGGCCUACACGUGGACAAGGUGGUCGGCUUUAUUCAGGAGAGAGCAGCUCAGCAAGUCACUUCACUCCUCUUCGUAAUCCACAUGGUGGUCUUAGUAGUGAUCGACCUCAACAGAAGGCAUUUUCUGGCAGUAAAGGAAGUACAGGAAAUGAAACCUCUCUUUCUGUUGGAGGAAUCAGAACAGCUGGGUUUGCCAUGGCACCUGAGAAGAAGCAGAGUGGAGGGAGUGGUAUUGGUGGUGGCUCACUGAGGCUGACUCCACAAUAUAAUGAUAGUCGUCCUGUAAAAGUGGUCGAUGACAGCUUGCAUUGGGAUGACAGAGCAGCUGAUAUGCUUUUGGAUCAGACAGAUUUCCUUGUUGUUGGUGUGAUUGGUCAUCAAGCAGUAGGAAAAUCGAUGAUCAUGUCUUUGCUAGCAGGGGCACGCUCAGCUACUAGCACACGAUUUUUCAAAGCAGAAAGUGAAGAAACACAGAUGCAUGCUAGCCACGAGACAGUUGGAAUAGACUUGAUAGCAACAACAGAAAGAAUAUUGCUUCUAGAUACUGAGCCUAUCAUGAGCUCGUCAGUCUUGUUUCAGCAGUUGACAAAAGAAAGAUUUCUGCCAUCGGAUGCUACACUUGAUAAAUCUAUUGAGAUUCAGUCACUGCAAGUGGCAUCCUUCAUUAUGUCAGUGUGUCAUGUAGUUGUAGUGGUUACGGACAAUGUAGACCAGCAGCUUUUCAGGUUUCUUGAAACUGCAGAAAUGUUGAAGCCUACUGGUUUAUCAGCUGUAACUCCACCAGGUCAAAGACAGGCAGGGUCUCAGUUGACUGAUGUGCAGGAAGACUUUGUUCCACACGUUGUGUUUGUGUAUAACAAAGCUAAUGGUACUGAUUUUCAACGAGAGAGAGUAGCUUUUUUGCAUCAAGCAGUUGAUAUGGAGUCAAGCCGUUUGACUAAACUGACAACAAGCUCUGGUGCAUCAAUGAUGACUAGUGGCAUUUUACCAUUUUCCAUCAAUGAAAUUCAAGUGUCUAAUGCCGAUCUCAAUCUGUUUCUAUUUCCUAAAUCAUCUCAGUUGGAUAAAGAAGUAAAGAAUGGAGGGUCUUUUCUCUUAUCUAUACCACACUAUAAAGGACAUCCCAGCUUUCACCUACUGGCAGAGACAUUUAGAAAUCAGAUAUUUCACCUGUCAGGGUCACGAUUCAUCAAACAGCCACCAUUGACAGAACGGCAAUGGUUUCGAUUUGCUGCUAGGUGCUGGAGUACCAUAAAAAAGUCUAGCCAAUUUACUGAUUUCAAGAAGCAACACAACUAACUACUGCCACUUAAGUAGAUUGAAGAUGUUUCUGACAAUAUUAUUAUUAUUAUGGCUCAAAGCA
Messenger RNA from Corticium candelabrum, 1774 nucleotides. RefSeq names its product nonsense-mediated mRNA decay factor SMG9-like. The transcript is spliced from 14 exons. The coding region runs from base 1 to 1710 and encodes 569 amino acids. The record is from RefSeq and is a predicted model, not a curated record. Lineage: Eukaryota; Metazoa; Porifera; Homoscleromorpha; Homosclerophorida; Plakinidae. Gene Ontology annotation, biological process: nuclear-transcribed mRNA catabolic process, nonsense-mediated decay.